Amoebophrya sp. A25 is the source of this 8013-nucleotide messenger RNA. The record is from the annotation of a GenBank genome assembly. NCBI's taxonomy places the organism in Eukaryota, Dinophyceae, Syndiniales, Amoebophryaceae.
UCUUCAUUAUAGCAUCAUGGCACAAGAAGUUGAGCCGCAUCAUCUCCAUGCUUCUGCGAAUGGAAAUCUUCAACGUGGACCUACUCUUCAAAGGAACGAAGCUUCUGCGAUUUCUGUAAGAGCGGUUCCUGGUGGUCGUGGAGAAGAAGCACUUGCAGCUCAGGAGCGUCAGCAAGCCCAGAAGCUUCAAGAGCGACAUGAAAAUAUCUUCAAAACCAACCGAGGAGGACAAAGCAGCGAUCAAGGGGGCAGUCAUCAUCAACAACAACAGGGAGGUUCAUCUUCUUCGCUCAAUAAUCGCCUAGACGCGGGUCCUUCUCGCGAUCCUAACCCAGCCUCGCACUCUGAGCAGUUUUCUGUCAUUAAGCGUCUUGUUCUUGCGUGAAGUUCUUGAUAAAGGUAGUUAUUAAGUAGGGCUUAAAAGCAGGAGCCCUCUACUUCUUUCACCACCUAAAAAAGUUGAUGAGGUUCUCGUCUACGAGACAUAAUAAACUUAUUCAAGAAAGAACAUAAGCUUUCUUGGUUCGUCCAACGAAUACUCCAUUGCUAGUGCUACGACGAAAGUCCACAAACGGUUUCACAUGAUGGCAUGGUGAACUACAUGAUGAUCUAAUACACGCAAAGGCAAAGCCUUUCUGAAGCGCAAACUGAGACCAUUGCGUCCAGAGCGAAGAGAUUGCGCGCCCGCACUUUGUGGUAUUCUGAUGGCGCUGCAACAAGGUGCACAAGCCCAAUUAGCCGUCGAAACCGGCAAUCCGUUUUUUGCAGCUUUGGUAAAUGAUUAUGAGAAUGGCAUGGUUGGCGGGCAUAGUGUGCGUGAUGUAUAAAAUACGCAGGACAUGAGGCAGGCGGGCGGCCGCUGCCUGCAAAGGAUACAACUAGACUAGUCAAAAAUCCACUCAUGCAAAUAAUAUAUUUAUUGACCCAACUUCCUCUAAUGAUAUAUUUUUUUGUUUAAAGGGAUAGAAAGAUCUUGGUCUUCUUCGGUUCAAAACAUUAUUGACCCAACUUCCUCUCUAACGCGAAGCAGUGAGUGCCAUUAUAGUGGUUACCGCAGCUCUAGUAAGAAAUGAACGAGAGAGGAAGUAUAACAGUAGCCUCAAGAAGGAAGCAGCUGCACCAGUUAAGGGUUACCGCAUCGCGCUCUUCACCGCGCAACUCUUUGAAUUGUUUUCCAGUAGGAAACGGAAAGGAGUCGGGGAUGGUCUGAAGAAUGCAAGUAGGUCGAACUUCUAAAGUAGAAGAAUUGAAUCUGAGGAAUGCAAGGCGCGCUGUACCAGUGAGGGGACGUCGAGAAACUUAUGUGAGACUUGUUUGUGGUACUAUGCCAUAGGUCUUACGCUUACAAUUGUAAAACGCUGUCUUUCUUCUAAAGUAAGAGCAGUGAUGGGGGCGACCGUGAUGAAGACGGCUACGUCACCUCAAGGGGAAGCGGAAUCCAACUCAAUGUUAGGCACACCCACGCGCGGACAAGUGCUCAGGGACCCAAAAGGAGUGGCCAGGGAUCCGGCAGGUACGCAUCGAACUACAUUGCGCAAGCCCCUGCAGCACCGAAACAACAAGAUCCACCAAGCUCAACAAAACAAAACCAAAGAUCCUCCGGAUCCGGGACAAGGAGUUAAGGACUUCUGCUAAUUGUUGACCACUAGGCGAUGGUAGGUAGUACUGCUACUGUUUAGUUAUCCUUAAUUGUUGACCACUAGGUAGUACUGCUACUGUUUAGCUAACCUUAACAAACGUCAAGUUUUGCUAGGCGCAUCUGGACUGUUGACCACUAGGUAGUACUGCUACUGUGUAGUUAACACACGUCAAGUUGUCCUAGGCGCAUCUGGCACAAUUCUACUCCCGCCUACAAUAGUACGUAGUUAUUAUAACAUAGUUGAUUUUGACAGAAAAAGUGUAAAAGAGCUAUAUCUCUGACCCUGAGAGCUUCUAAAAAACCAAGAAUGCUUGGGAUCCUGAUAGCGGUACAGUGGUACUGCCUUCAUCCUCUACCAGCGUUGAGCCCUUUGCUGGACAAGUUAAGGGCUGCUAGGCAAAUGCAUCUUCAGUAGAGGACGUGUACUUAGAUCUUUAACUGGGGAUAUUUUUCUAAAUUAUCUAAAGAGCAGGCACUCCCUCGUACACAGACAACGGAAUCUCUUGUAGAUACAUUCUUGCUAUUUUUGCCUAAGAUUAACUUCGUCCGUAUCAGCGCAUGUCCAAAUGCACUUCGUCCGUAUCAUCGCUGUCGAUGCGGGACGAACUGCAUUUGGACACGUGGAUUUCCUUCGUCGCUGCCUAGGUCUCAAGCCGAUUUGGCCGCAUGUGGUUGUCGGGGUCUUUGAGUCUGCUGAAUCGGGUCGAAACCUUUCCUGAGUAGAGUCCCAGUCAGUAUCAUGAUUAACUUCGUCCGUACUAUCAGCUCACACAUGAUAAUUUUCAUUUUCUAACGUGUAUCGCGGCGAUAAUACGCUAGCACAAGAUCAGCGAACGCCUUCGUCCUUCAGAGCAGAGGCGUCUGGAGUAGAAGGCGAGGUCCGUUUUUCGGUUUUUGCAUCGCCAAAUAAUGCUUCAGAGAAUAGCAACAGAACAAGACGAGAACAUGAGUUACGAUGAUAUGCAGUGGUUGUUUACAAUGAUUGAUUUAGGUUAAGUACAUGAUUCAGACAGAAGGUAUUAUCGUGCAAAAAUGUUAUGUCAGUGAGAGGACCUGAUUAAUACAAUGCUGGCUGGUCAGGAAACCUUCUCCCAAAAGAAAACGUCGUCUAAUGCAAAGUCGGGAAGUAGGCAAUUCAUCAUCCUCUGAGGGCAGCAGCAGUUGCAAGGAGCGGCUGCUACGGUUGCUUUCCGAUAAUCCUGAGCUAGUGGUGGAAGUAGGUUCGACUAUGAUUGAUGGCGUCCUGGCUUCGUCCGGAAUUGCCGCAGCAUGUGCGUCUUACCCAGAGGCGGGACCGAUAUGUAUGUGGAAGGUGAUUCAAAUGCCUAAAAGUAGUUGAGCAGGCGUAAGUAGGUUCAGCAAAUAAGUAAGCACUCUCCCCAGCACCGUACUGGCUAGUAAAUUGAUAUCCCAUUCGCAGAAGGGAGUUAUUGCCGAUUUGCCAUUUUGCAUUGUCAGUGCAACUUUGGCCUUCUCCGUGUUAGUCGUAUCAUUCCAAAAAACACGUGCCUUCCAAAAAACACGUGCCCAAUUAUAGGACGGACGAAUCGCAAAUUUUGACUUUUGUACGUCGAGUAAGCUUUUGGUCUCUUCCGUAGGAGGGGCUGAAAUCCGAAAGGGGUAGCUCUGCCGUACUAGGGACUCAAAUCAGGAAAGGGUCGCUUCGAGCAGUUAGGGCUCCGGAAGGGCUUCUUUCUGAUUCCUUUCUGGCUCCUUUCUGAUAUCUGGCAUAGAAAGGGCUCCUUUCUAAGAAGGAGAUGGUUGUCAUAGAAAGGGCUCGUCUCGAAGAGGGCGAGGGGUUCUUUCAGACGAAGCUUCAAAAGGGGUUCUUUCAGACGAAGCUUCAAAAGGGGUUCUUUCAGACGCUUAUUCUUUGAUCUGAGUUGCUGCUGUACGCGGCAUUCGUCAGCCCUUGGCAGUGCAAGCCUUUCUAGAAGGGGGCUCCAUUCAGAGCCAUCUGUGGCUCUUACCGUACACGCCUGCUGCGGCUCUGCCGUGAACGCCCUUGGAUUGCUAAAGAGUUGCCUCCAAAUAGACGUACUUAUGAAGUAUCGCCAAGUUGCUUUUGAGCUCAGCCAAAGCUCGCGGCCUCCGCCGUACACGCCGUUAAAAGUCAAAAGAUCUUCUCCCAAUCGCAGGUCGGGGGUAUCGCAAAUUUUAUUUUUUUGGAUUUCUUGAGGCUCUGGACCUCUGCCAGUGCUCGCGGCCUCCGCCGUACACGCCGUUAAAGGUCAAAAGAUCUUCUCCCAAUCGCAGGUCGGAGGUAUCGCAAAUUUUAUAUUUUUGGGUCUCUUGAGGCUCUGGACCUCUACCGUACUGGCAACGUGAAGCUAAAAAUAACCUGCCCAUCAAAAGACGAAGACCAUGUUUGUGUUUCUCUCAAGCUACUAUCCUACAAAACAGCUUCCAAAUAGUACUAUUCAUCGACUUACAUCACAUGUUUCUUCUAAUCACUCGUUCGCAAUAGCACAUGUGGUGGGGCAAAUGUUGGUCUCUUUUUUGGUUGAUCCAGUACCAGGAGAGACCGAAGAGAGAACAGAAAGAGGAAACAGAAAGGCGUGCGUGGUGAGGCGCUAUCUUUCUUGCUUGCUCGUCGCGCCUUCUGCUGUUGCUAUCAGCGGAGACAUGUUACGCAUCACGCAGAAGAAAGCCGUAUUGUUCAUAAUUUUUCCUUUGCUGAUAAUUCUAACAACUACUUAUAAAUAUAUACUAGAAGUUGAUUAUUCAUGGUGUUUCUCAAUGUUUCAUUUUCACUAGUAAACAAUCCCCUAGUAAUGCUAAUCGUAAUCCCCUUGAAUUCUCCUUCCAGUUAUAUUUCGGUAUGGCAGUUGUGUCUGGGAUGCUAGCACGAGGAGCUCAGUCGUCUUUGGGUCGCCGAGCUGCGCGUUUUGCAUCUAGUAUGGCAUUGUACUUAUAACUACACUGAUGUAAAAAUCAUGAUCUUCAUAUUUCUUGAUCAGAAACAAGAAAGAAGCUUCAACAAGUUAGUAUUCGAAAAUUCAAAUAAAUAAGCGAGCUACUGACUGAAAUAAGAGAGUCUUGACUACAUUUCUCUUCUUUCAGUAUCUCCCUUAUUUUCAAUAGUUACUCGAGUGUUUCAGUUUUUCGAAUCCAGUCACGCCAGGAACGCCCUCACCGAAACCAGCAACGCCUUUACCUGGGUUCAUGGGUUUGGGGUUUGUUGGUUUUUGGGUCGGAGGUUCAGGGCUUGGGUGUUAGGGGUUGAGGUUUCGGAGGGGAAGCGUUUGUUGAAUUUUGUUGCUCUUAAUCAUUCUUGAUCAGAAACAAGAAAGAAGCUUCAACAAGUAUUAGCUCUAAUGCCCUUUUCGAUCCUGUCUUACCCUGGUGUUCAGAGCAAGACGACAGUCCCCCAGUAACGGCUUCUAGCCGUCCAGACACGCCAGGGACGCCCUCACCGAAACCAGCAACGCCUUUACCUAGUACGAUACUAGGAGCGAGGACAGCGAGAGCAAAUGCCGAUGAUGUCGAGGAUGAAGUACCACAAAGAGAUGGAGGAGUUGUCUUAUGCAUGAUAUGUAUAAAUAUGAUGUACUUAUUCAUUUAAUACAUGAUAUGAUGUAUUCAUUUAUAGAUUGUGAUAUGAUGUUUGAUGUAUUCAUUUAAUAUAGAUGAAAAAACGCUUCCGUUAUAAUUGGUUUUGUUUUUUAUCCGCAUACUUCCGUUAUAAUUGGUUUUGUCUAUCCCCUUAUCAGGGUUCACGCUUCCUCUGCUAUUCUAUUGAACGCACCAGGAACUGUUUCAUCUUGCCGGUGAUGACGAAUAGUCACUAGAGAUGUACGCAUGACAUCUCUUUCACGAUCUUGGAGAUUUCUAAUAGAGGCGAACUCUGGUCGUGCUCCUCCUCGUCAUCAAAAUACUACGAUGCUCAGUUCUGACAAUACUAGGGUACAGCGAACAAGUCCUCAGAACGCGCUGCUCUUCGCUGGUUUAGCUUACGUUACGGGUUUGAUAGUGCAGUUGCUCGCUCUCUUGGUUAUGGACGAGAUACUAUUUUUGUCUACUGGUCCACUUAUCUUGACUGCUCGUAUAACAAAAGUUUUGAAAAAAGUGAAAACAUUUUAGCACAGAAACAGAUAAAUUAUUCUAACAUGAAAACCAUCAGUAGGUCAGGAAUUCCAAUGGUGGAUCUCGAAAAGCCGAUGCAGAGUGGCAGCUUUGCGGGUCCAAUCUUCGGUGUGCUGGCUAUCAACUACCAUUAAGGACUGUUUUUGAAUACGCUAAUUUCAUCGUACAACUAACCUCUCAAGCCUUGGUCUUUCUGGCACUUAUCUCACGCUUUUUUACACGUCAUUCUUGUGCGACCACUAAUCUCAUCAAAAAUGAGUGACAUUGCGUAGGCUCAUACAUUAUACCAAAAAUCUUAUACACCUUGUUUUGCCGUCACCGCUAAUAAGACCAGUUGUUUCAUCAACAGAAGACUCGAGGACAAGAUGAAUUUUGUCAUGAUUCUGCAAGUAGACAUAUGGCGACCUCCUCCUGCAAUGCGGACGAAGACGAAGAGCAAGAUCGGCAACAUUUUUGUACUCCGAGUACUAUAAAUCUUCCGCAGUCAACAUGUGGUCCUGAUACGACGGAGAAACUAUGCAUGGAUGAUAUCUGUCAACAUUGUAACAAUACUUCUGACAUGUUGUUGACAAUUCAACAGUGCUAGAGGCCUACGUGACACUGUGACACAGGAAAAAAGCCAACUUCUACUUUUCCAGUCGUAAAAAUUUUAAAAAAUAAGAGCUACUUUUUAGUGACACUCACCCCUUCCUUGGUCAUUGUCAAUCUCGCUAAGAAUAGGUGGCGCAAACCAUGCUGCCGCGUCUUCCAGCUCAAGUUGCGUGCCUGGGGUAGAAACACCUGGACAAGAGGAAGGUUUGGCAUUAACGGAUGACGCCGAAGGGAGGGAUCCAAGUGGCGAAAGGAACCUAUGUGGGCAGAUGUCAAUUCCAGAACCACUUAUACAGUUGAAAAUACUAACUUAGGGGUCUCUAAAAACUUCAUUUUUCAGAGUAACCUUAUCCAUUGUCAACCAUCGCUCGCCAUUGUCAGACCCUGUUGUGGAUCAAUGCUGAUUCUGCUAACUUCUAUUUUUCCAGUCGUAAAUAAGUGGUGGCGUGGUGGUGGUGUGUGGGUGUGGUGGUGUGUGGGUGUGGUGGUGUGUGGGUGUGGUGGUGUGUGGGUGUGGUGGUGUGUGUGUAACGGAUGACGCCGAAGGGAGGGAUCCAAGUUUUUCUUCGACUUUUACCUACUAGUGUCAUCUCUAAGAUUUGCAGUAUCCACAGGCAAAGAUCGAGGACUAGCGCAGAAAUUGCUGAAAAAGGACCAGUUGGGUCCUCCGCUUAAGGCGCGCUUUAAUCUAGAAUUAUAUUAAUUUUCGGCUUAUGAAAGCAUCCACCUCAACAAGAGUCUCUUUGUCAAGGGUACAACAAAAUUUAGGUCUAGGAUCUCAAUGUAAGUACUUAAACUUACUACAAUUAUACGCUGCUGAUGUCUUCUAGGACCCCUUCAGUAUACCUACACAAGAACGAUGGACACCUGGUAGCAAUACCAAAAGCUCUAAUCCAUGCUACUUUGUGCUUCUCAUCCUUGGACUUCUCGCUGCCGCGACGCCUUUGGAAACGACCCGAGUGCUUGCGUCAGGAGAGCAACCUUGGACAGAGGUGGGAGAUCAGACUUUUAUGAGCAGAGUUGAAGUUGUAGGCUCCUUAGGCUUUACGGUCCUGCAAUUUGGAUUUAUUAUAAUGAAGGACUCUACUUGAAAACUGAAAAUAACCGAGUUACAACUGACUGAAAUAAGGGAGGUAGCUUUGACAGGGCUGCUCUUUCUUGCGUAGCUUAGCAUCGAGGCUACUCGUCCUUCUCAUCAGUAUCUCGGUUAUUCUGAUCAGUUACUUGCUUAUUUCAGUUUUUCGAAUACUUAAUUAUGUGUCGGUCCAGACUCUACAACUAAGUACGCAUGAUGUGCCGAUCCACAAAAAUAGGAAUCCUACCAGAAGUACGAGUUUAGGAGGGCUGUUGUUGUAUCCCGUUGUUCUAACGCGACAAUGCUAAUGCUGGCACACCCUGUGGCACAGGGCCGACUACGUUGACAAUAAGACCAUCUCUCAUGAGGCGCGUUGUAGAGGGAAGUAGUCAGUAGCUGUCUCUGAAGCCCCUGGAGUGGGUACAUUCAUUCAUUCACUGAGUCUUGUUGUUUCUUUCUUUAGACAGUCUCGACAUCCUCUUCUAAUGACCUAGCAGACUCCACUUCUGGGAACACGACAAUGCUAUCAGAAUCGAAGCUGCUUGCAACAACCAUGCUUCUUCUAUCAGCGGCUCUGUCACAGACGCCGGCGGCAGUUUCUAGACGAGGUGAUUUCUCUUAG